Messenger RNA from Rhagoletis zephyria (snowberry fruit fly), 1365 nucleotides. RefSeq lists its product as uncharacterized. NCBI's taxonomy places the organism in Eukaryota, Metazoa, Arthropoda, Insecta, Diptera, Tephritidae. The record is from RefSeq and is a predicted model, not a curated record.
AAACACAUGUAAAUUUUUGUUUUUGUACUCCUGCUAUCACCUUAUAUUAAUUCGCCUUGAUUCCGAAAUAAACUUUCAAUCAGUUUGGUACGUUCCUGUAGUGCAAUUCACUAACUUUUAACAAUACGAUUUGUCGAGGUCUAAUAUAACGAUUUUUGUGGUUUGCAGUAACGAUUGUGUUAUUCGGUAACUCUUUUUUAACGACACUAAACAGCUGACAUUUUCUUUUUAUUUCAAUAAAAGAAAGGUGGCAUCUCAGCUUAACGAAACGUCAAAAAAUGCGAAAAGCACAAAGAAGAAUGACGAAAAACAAAUAAAUUCCUUGCUAGCAAAGUGAAUGGCUUCGUCAGUACCCAGUGUUCAAAAGAGAAGCCGGACCACAGCAGAACAACUAAGUCGCAUGGUGGACUUUUUGGCGGAAACGCCGGGAUUGGCAGGAUCAAGGUUCCAGAAGCUUCAUGGCAAGUCGGAAUGCGACAAGAAGUGGAGUGAGCUAGCGUCAAUGCUGAAUAGCCUUGGUGGUUCGGUGAAGAACGUCGACCAAUGGCGCACAGUAUGUAAAAGUUGUUUAGUAAUUUAAUACCAUGUUUAAAAUUUUGUUUUGCAAAAAGGUAUGGAGGGAUUUGAAGAUCCGUACUAGUAUUAAGGUGCGUGAUAGAAAACGAAAGCAGGCAAUGACGGGAAACAAUCCCAUUAAUGAAGAGCCACCCACUGAGCUUAAGAGGCGUGUGAUUGCCCUUGUCGGUAGCGACUAUGUGCAGGGCCAUGAAACUGUUGCUGAAAGUGUGCCAGUGGAAGAGGAACUCCAACUUCGUAUGGAAGAGGGUGAUGAAAGUGUCAUCAUCGAGAUGACAUCUAUUUCCCACGAAGUGAGCAUUGAGAUGUGCACAUCGACUCCUGUAACUCCUGAAGGAAAAACGCCUCGUAGAGGUGCAAAAAGAAGGCGUGUGGACGGUGGUACCGAGGCCCAAAAAACAUUUUUGGAAAUUGCUCAGACCGAAGCAAAUGCCUUAAAAAUGCUAGCAGAGUCGAGUACAGCGAAUGUACAAAUAACAGGUAGACAAGCAGAUGCUUCGAAGUUGUUAGCUGAAACAAGUACGGCGAAGGUGCACGUAGCGAAAUCAUUGGCCGAAGCUAUGAACACAAUGGGGGAAGGUUUAAAGGCAUGUGCGGAUGCCUUUAAUAAUUUAACAAACGCUAUCUACCGCAUGUAAAUAUUGUGUAAAUAUGUAGUUUUUGAAGUAAUUUUUUGUUUUACUAUUUAUGUUAGUUUUAAGCGUUUUAAAUGCAAGUUGAAGUUCUUUUUACAACGCUUUUAUCAACUUGCAAUGUUGUGUGUCCAGAAACUUUCAAUGUUGUGGAUCC